AUGGGGCCUGAUACAUCUCUUGAUUAUGCUGUGUUUCAACUGUCGCCGAGGCACUCACGAUGUGAGCUGUUUGUAUCGAGGAAUGGGACGACAGAGAAGCUUGCUUCAGGACUUGUUAAGCCAUUUGUGACUCAUUUGAAGGUUGCAGAAGAGCAGGUUGCACAUGCAGUUAAUUCGAUUAAACUUGAAGCUGGAAAUCACAGAAAUGCUGAGACUUGGUUCACCAAAGGAACACUGGAGAGGUUUGUGCGGUUUGUCAGCACACCUGAGGUUUUGGAGAUGGUGAACACAUUUGAUGCUGAGAUGUCGCAAUUGGAAGGAGCUCGAAAAAUAUAUUCUCAGGGGGGUGGAGGCCAAGUGUCUAGUUCAGGUGAGGGUGGUACAGGUUCCGUGGAAGGAGCUGAUGCAACAAAGAAAGAGCUUUUGAGGGCAAUAGAUGUUCGGCUGAGCGCGGUUAGGCAGGAUUUAGUUACAGCCUGUUCUCGUGCUUCAGCUGCUGGCUUCAACCCUGAGACUAUAUUGGAACUCCAGCUCUUUGCAGAUUGCUUUGGGGCCUAUCGUCUUAACGAAGCUUGUACACAAUAUAUCUCACUGUGCCAGAGACGAGUGGAUUUGAUCAAUCAGUUGAAGCCACGUGUCGAGGAUCAAGCUGUCCGGUCAUCAUGGGGAUCAGACAUGUCCAUUGAUGAUUCCAAUGAUGAUCCAAGUGGGUCCCAUCAACCCUCUUUCCAAGGCAAACACCUUGCAGGACAAGAGCAAAGAAGCCUGGACACAACUAUCCGAUCUCAAGCUAGACAACAGACGUCUUCUUCCUCCCUUCCUGUACAGCAUCAGAAAGAGAAGGAAGAAGAGAAGAAGGAAGGAGCCAUUCCUGAGUCAUCACCUGGACUACCAAGCCAACCUUCCAGGCGACUAAGCGUUCAAGACCGGAUUAGCCUGUUUGAGAACAAGCAGAAGGAAAACUCUGGUGGCAAGUCAAUAUCUGUUGGGAAAUCUGCUGAGUUAAGGAGAUUAUCCUCUGAUGUGUCCUCUGCACCUGCGGCUGAAAAGGCUGUGCUGAAGAGAUGGAGUGGAGCUAGUGAUAUGAGCAUAGAUACAGGCAAUGACAGAAAAGAUGGUAACAACACGGAUAGCCCAUUGUGCAUACCCUCUUCAUCAUCUGCUGCAUCCCUAGCCAAAGCUACCGUCUUUCCUUUCUCCUCCGAGGAUAAUAGCAAGGACCUGAAAGAUUUACACGAUCCUAUUUCUGCUUCUGAAUUGAAAGAUCAGGGUGAGUUGCAGACAAUUAGUGUUGGAGGGAAGGGCCAUGAGUUGGAGUUGAAGGAUAAUAAAGUUAACUGGAAUCAUCAAGGGGGGCCUCAGUCUGGGGCGGAGAAUAACAGUUUUCGGGAGGAGAGAUCAGGGGCCACAUUCGGUAGGGCAGACAGAUUUGGUGGAGAUAAAGAUCAUGUGGUGAUUGAAGGCAAGCCAAAUCAUUCGCGGCUUAGGGUGCCAGAUAGUGAAUUUGGGAAGAGAGUUGAAGACACCGAGGCAAAAGAUCAUCUCCCAAAUCAUUCACGGCCUAAGAGUCAUGGUAGAUCUCUUUCAGGGCAGUUUGAAGGUGGCUUAGGUGGGAGAUCGAAGAACUUGUUGCUACAUAAAGAGGUUGCAGGUGAUCAGUCUGCAUCUCAGCCUCAGUGGAGAUCCUUUAACAGCAAAGCCGAGCGAGCAGGGAAGACGGAUUUUUCAUAUUCUGGGAGGGACUCAACAAAGGGGGAAAACCUUGAAGCACCAGCAACAGUGAAGAUGCAAAAACCAGUUAUUAGUGGGGCAGAACAGAUGAAGAAACUGGGGGAUGGGAAUGAUGAGAGUUCUGUUCCUUUCGGAAGCAGCAAACCAAUUAAUUUUGGUAAAAGGACCCCGGACUCUCAGGAAAGUAACCUUUCUGCACAAGCAUCAUCUAUUGAGCAAUUUCAAAGGGUACGACAAUCUAAAGGAAAUCAGGAGCUGAAUGAUGAGCUGAAAAUGAAGGCAAAUGAACUUGAAAAGCUUUUCGCAGAACAUAAGCUUCGUGUUCCUGGGGAUCAAUCGAACCCCAACAGGAGAAACAAGCCUGUAGAGAUACAGAUUGAACAACAGAUGGCGACUUCGAUUCAGAAAAGACCAGCAGCAGCAGCAGUGGAGAGUUCUCCUAUACAUUUUCAGAUCAAGAAAGUGGAGCUUGAAGCAGCUGGAAAUAGUGAUACACUAGAGUUCAACACUCCACCUACAAAAAUGUUAGAUCAGCCAGACUAUAGCAGCUCAUUGAGAAGGAAUUUCUCUGACCUCAGUUUUUCUGAUGAUUCUAGAGGAAAGUUCUAUGAAUCGUACAUGAAGAAGAGAGAUGCAAAACUGAGAGAAGAGUGGGGUACCAAAAGGGCAGAGAAGGAAGCUAAGUUGAAGGCCAUGCAUGAUAGCCUUGAUCGAAGUAGGGCCGAGAUGAAAUCUAAAUUUUCAGCAUCCGCUGAUAGGCAGGAUUCACGUGCUCGUCGACGUACUGAGAAGCUGAGAUCAUUCUCUGCUCAUUCAAGCGCUAAGAAACAACAGCUCCCUACCGACUUAAUCCAAAGUGAUGAGGAUGAAGAUCUCCCUGCCUAUUCAGAACAGCUUUAUGGGCAAGACAAAUCAUUUAAUGAGGCAGCAGGUCAGAACAAAAAGUUCACACCAAACCGGAAUGUGUCUUCAUCGACCCGGAUAGCUGCAGCAGCACCUGUUCCACGGUCAGCAGUGAAAAGUUCCAACCCGAGCUCUGGAAAGCGAAGAACACCAUCUGAAAAUCAUCUUGCCCAGUCAGUUCCAAACUUCUCAGAAUUCAGGAAGGAGAACACAAAGCCAUUUCUUGGAGCUGGCAAGACUACAAACCGCUCUCAGGUGAGAAACUCUCGCAGCAAGAGCAAUGGAGAAGAUGUACCACUAACAAAAGAAGAUAAUAAGUCACGACGUUCUCAGGCUUUGAGGAAAAGUACUGCCGGUCCUCCUGAGUUGAAGGAUUUGUCUCCUCUCACCACUGAUGCCACUAUUUUGGCCCCAUUGAAAUCUGAUAAAGAUCAGAUUGAGUCAAAGACUUUCUUGAAGAAGGGGAAUGGGAUAGGUCCAGGUGCUGGACCAGGUAUUGCAAAACUCCAAGCAUCAUCAGCUAUCUCCGAGACUUUGAGAAGUGAAGAUGAGUUUGAAGAUUCUGCUUUUGAAAUGGAGGAUGAUCCUGACGUUGCUAGGGAUGUAGCAGAAGAGGAGCUUGAGACAACUGAGGUGGAAGAAUGUGUGAAUGUUGAUAAUAAUGGUAAGUCAAGACUGAGUCAUGAAUCUGAGAAGAUGGUUAUGUCAGAAUCAGACAACAGUGAUCCUCAAAGAUCUCAGGUCGAUAUUUCCUCAGUUGCUGAAUUGCCUGCAUCCGUGCCUUCGGCAUUCGGUGCUGUAGAAGAUUCACCUGCAGAAAGCCCUGUUUCAUGGAACAUGCACCCAUUUUCUUAUCAACAUGAGACCUCAGAUGUUGAUGCUUUUGUGGAUUCUCCAAUGGGGAGCCCCACAUCAUGGAACUCUCACUCCCUGUCUCAAGCAGAAGCAGAUGCUGCUGCACGAAUGAGAAAGAAGUGGGGGAGUGCUCAGAAACCUGUUCUUGUUAGUUCAUCUAAUAACCACUCCCGAAAAGAUGUAACGAAAGGUUUCAAAAGGUUGAUAAAGUUCGGAAGGAAAAGCCGUGGGGAGACUUUGGCUGACUGGAUUUCUGCAACUACUUCUGAAGGAGAUGAUGAUACAGAAGAUGGGAGAGAUCCUGCUAGUCGGUCGUCGGAAGACUUGAGGAAGUCGAGGAUGGGAUUUUCACACAGCCAUCCUUCUGAUGACGGCUUUAAUGAAGGAGAAUUAUUCAAUGAGCAAGUUCAAGCCUUGCAUACCUCCAUUCCAGCACCUCCUGCCAACUUCAAAUUGAGGGAUGAUCAUGCUUCUGGAAGCGCAAUUAAAGCUCCACGAUCAUUCUUUUCUCUUUCAAACUUCCGUAGCAAGGGAGGGGACUCAAAGACACGUUAA
Linum trigynum is the source of this 4044-nucleotide messenger RNA. The record is from the annotation of a GenBank genome assembly. NCBI's taxonomy places the organism in Eukaryota, Viridiplantae, Streptophyta, Magnoliopsida, Malpighiales, Linaceae.